GGCCUGACAGGCCCCAGCGCGGGGCGCGGCGCGGCGGCGGGAGGAUGGCGAACCAGCUGGUGAUCCUCAACGUGUACGACAUGUAUUGGAUGAACGAAUACACUUCCUCCCUUGGAAUUGGAGUAUUCCAUUCAGGAAUAGAGGUGUAUGGCAGAGAAUUUGCUUAUGGUGGUCAUCCUUAUCCUUUUUCUGGAAUAUUUGAAAUUUCCCCAGGAAAUGCUGCUGAACUAGGAGAAACAUUUAAAUUUAAAGAAGCUGUAGUUCUAGGCAGUACUGACUUCAUGGAAGAUGACAUAGAAAAAAUUGUAGAAGAGCUUGGAAAAGAAUUUAAAGGAAAUGCCUAUCACUUAAUGCACAAAAACUGUAAUCAUUUUUCUUCAGCUUUGUCAGAGAUUCUAUGUGGGAAAGAGAUUCCACGUUGGGUGAAUCGCCUCGCCUAUUUCAGCUCUUGUAUACCAUUUCUCCAGAGCUGCCUACCGAAGGAAUGGCUUACUCCUGCAGCCCUUCAGUCUAGUGUCAGCCAGGAACUACAGGAUGAGCUGGAGGAAGCAGAGGAUGCUGCAGCAGCUUCCCUGUCAAACUCUGCAUCGGGAUCUAGAACUGGGCGCCAUACCAAACUAUAAAUCUCUCUCCAAAGUAAUAAAUAGUUCUAAACACUUCAGUUUAAUAUCUCCAGCAAUUGGCUUCCUUACUCAGAAUUAGAGAGCUGACUUUUGAACAAUUCUUUUGUAUGAAAAAUGACUCUCUCCACCCCCAGGACCAGUUACUUCAGCUCAGGAUUAUAAAUGUAGUGAAAAGAAUCUCUGGGAGAAAGGGGAAGAUAUUUGUGUGAAGCCUCUCUUUUCACUUUCACCUGUUCUGUGAACUUGGAUUUAUAUAACAGAUCUUGUAUAAAACAGAACUGAAGUUAUUUGUUUACAGUAUUGUGUACUGCUGUUUACAAGUCCUGUAGGACUCCUGCCACCAUGAAAGAAGAGAAACUCUGAGCUCAGUUUAUUCCUUGUGUAACUCAAAAGGGCAGUGGAGUCACACCAGUGAUAAAUUUUGCCCAGUGUCUUCAUGAAUUAGGCAGGUAAACUUCCUUCACUUCUGACAGUUGCCAGAGAUCUAUAGAGCAGAAAUGGCUAAGUACUGUAUAUGUGAACAGGGUACUGUACACUUAGAGUGGUUGAUAUAAGAAGGUAGAUCCUAGGAUGUGGGGAGAUUGGUUUAGUAUGUAACAAACUGUUACUAGAAGUAUGAUCUCCACAUUAACUAAAGUGUGGAGUUUUGCACAUAUGAGGGGAGAGUUUAUAUGUAAUUACAAUCCACAUUGUGUUUACGCAUCUGAUCCAUAGCAUCAUAUUUCAAUCAUAUAGUAAUUACAUUUCUUAUUUUUAAAAGUUGCCCCAUAUUCCUCCUCAUUUUAAGUUCUGCUAGAGUAGAGAUGUAGAAUCAUUUUGAGUAUCACCAGUUCAAACUGUCACACAUCAGGUCACACUGUCUAGUUUAUUUAAUUUAAAAUGUGGAACAAUAGGAUUAAGAACAUUAGUAUUUGAAUUGGUUUGUAUGCUUCAUGUAACAUUGGGCAGUGUAAUACAUAGCACACAGAUGGGAUGGGAAUGGCCAUACUUCCCCUACUCAUGAUUGCUUCAUUUGAGUUUUGUAACCAUUCCUAACUCAUGAAAACAAAAUAUGAAUUAUUACCUGCUAGAUUCUCAUAUGUCCAUACACAAGUGAUAGGGAGAAGUUGAUUUUAUUCAUUAUCUCCAUCUGUGGCAUUAACUUUCUGGUCAUAUGCAUAGAAGAUAAGAAACUUGAAGAUUACAUACACCUACAUAUACACACAGCAAAGCUCCACUAAUCUGCAUGUGUUAUUACUUACAUCUCAAAUUGGCAGAUGUAAUACUUAAUUAUUUUAGAAAAUGACAGACUCUUGCUAGUAGCUCAUGGAUUAUAAUUAAAGCUAAAUUAUAAUUAGUGAUCGGAAUACAUUAUGGAAUGCCUUAUUCUUUUUAUUGUUCACUUACUGCAUUUUGAAAGUUAAUUAGAAACUUGCAGUGGUUCCCCCAGUCAUGAGUAUAAAUCAGUGAGGUUCUACAUUGUAUAUAGAAAUACGGUAGCAAAAGAUGGAAGUGAGACUGUUUUAGAUUUUACUGCCUUAAGGAACUUUCAGUGAACAGCAAAAAAAAACCCCCAAAACUGAACACCAUUUAUAAACGGAUUGGUGCACACAGAGAUCUGCAUUACUAAACACCUUUUAUGGUUCUCCCCCCCCCCGCACCCCCAGGGCGUCACUAGAUUUGCUAAAUGUAACUUAUGUUAGAGUAAGGACUUGUUUCAAUAAGCUAAAUGAAAAUGCUGACUUUGUUUUUGUUAAUAGCUGCAGCUGCAGGUGGGGGGACGGAACCAUACUUUAGGUUACAAAUAUAAAUUUUAGUCAAGUAGUACCACUUAACCUUUCAAAAGUGCAGAUUAGGCUACAUCAUUCUAUUUAUAACUUCCAGGAGGACUCAGUCCAAUUCCUGUUGAUAGCAGUGGAAUCGCUGCUACUGGCUUCAGCAGGAGUUAGACUGGACCCUAUGGAAAAAGUUUGCAAACUUUAAUUUAUAUUAGGUUCCUGUUUGAGGUAAUUGUGUGUUAAUACCAUCAAAAGAGAGGCCAGAUAAAAUAGCUUGUAAAAAAAAAAAAUGUGUUCAGUUCUGAAAAAAUCAAUCUGUAGAAA
Molecule: messenger RNA, 2704 nt
Organism: Gopherus evgoodei (Goodes thornscrub tortoise)
Lineage: Eukaryota; Metazoa; Chordata; Testudines; Testudinidae
Gene: DESI2
Product: desumoylating isopeptidase 2
Exons: 5
Coding region: 45-623 (192 amino acids)
Biological process (GO): protein deubiquitination
Molecular function (GO): deubiquitinase activity
Source: RefSeq, a predicted model, not a curated record